AUGGCACCAACUCCUUUAUUGAACAUACUCACUGAAAACAAAUUGAACGAAAAUAACUAUAAGAAAUGGAAAAGGAACCUGAUAACUAUCCUUAGCAAUGAGAAACUUAAAACAGUUCUUGAUAAUCAGUGCCUACCGACCACUCAAGCUGAGGCUAGAAAACGUUGGAAAAAGUCUGAUGAGAUAGGUCAUUGCUAUAUGCAAGCAAGCAUGACCAAUACUCUAUAUAAGCAAUUGGAGAGUUGUAAGACUGCUAAAGCAAUUCUAGAUAAGCUAGAAGACAUGUUUGAAGGCCAAGCUAUCUUGGCUCAAUAG
Messenger RNA from Gossypium raimondii (Peruvian cotton), 315 nucleotides. RefSeq lists its product as uncharacterized. The record is from RefSeq and is a predicted model, not a curated record. Lineage: Eukaryota; Viridiplantae; Streptophyta; Magnoliopsida; Malvales; Malvaceae. The transcript has a single exon. The coding region runs from base 1 to 315 and encodes 104 amino acids.